AUGAGUGAGAUUGACAAUCACAUUCAGAAUCUGGCAAAGAUUUGUCGACUGUGCCACGUGAAAAAGGCUACAAGAGAGAAGCGUGUCUGGAAAAAAGUUGAGGAAUAUGCUGAUAUACUCCAAACUUCAUUUGCUAUUGAUGUAAGUUUGGAUGAUGAAGCUACUCACCCGAAAUCUGUCUGUGAAAAAUGCAGGCUAAAACUGCGCUACAUAAAACGUGCUGGUGGUAGCAGCGUGGCGACUACAUUUGAUAUCAAAACGUACAGCCCACACGACAGUUUAAAUUGUGAUAUAUGCAAGAAACAGGAGCAAGAAGGACGUGGACAAAAGCGACCUAGAACGAAGCAUGAACAAA
This is a messenger RNA of Priapulus caudatus, 355 nucleotides long. RefSeq names its product V(D)J recombination-activating protein 1-like. The annotation marks the transcript as partial. Gene Ontology annotation, molecular function: zinc ion binding. Gene Ontology annotation, cellular component: nucleus. Lineage: Eukaryota; Metazoa; Priapulida; Priapulimorpha; Priapulimorphida; Priapulidae. The transcript has a single exon. The record is from RefSeq and is a predicted model, not a curated record.